Messenger RNA from Solanum dulcamara, 1188 nucleotides. RefSeq names its product tetraspanin-19. Gene Ontology annotation, cellular component: membrane. NCBI's taxonomy places the organism in Eukaryota, Viridiplantae, Streptophyta, Magnoliopsida, Solanales, Solanaceae. The coding region runs from base 327 to 995 and encodes 222 amino acids. The transcript has 6 exons. The record is from RefSeq and is a predicted model, not a curated record.
UAAUUUAUUCAAUUAUAUUAGCUAAUUGAAAUUGAAUAAUAUAAGAAUUUUCCAUUUUUCCUGAAAAUUUUCCAAACGCCAACUGUCUCAGCUUAUUGCGUGAAAGACGGUAACGACUUCAGCUCAAUCGGUAAUCGGCGAGAAAUACAAUCGCAGAAUUCUUUCAUAUUUCUCCAACUCCGUCGUCGUCCCCUAUUCCAACAACCCUAGCCCUUUAAGGAAAAAACAACUAUCAUCAAUUUAGGGUUAGGGGUUUGAGGAAUUAUAUUCAGUUGAAUUGCUGAUUUCGAUCGUUUUUUUGGUUGAAAAAAGGGGGCAAAGCAAAUAUGACGAGGAUGGCGAGGUGUUGUAUGCAGUCAUUGUUGAAAGUGGUGAAUUCGCUUAUUGGAAUGGUAGGAAUCGCUAUGAUUUUGUACGCUCUUUGGAUGUUUAGGGUUUGGCAUAAGCAGAUGGGUCCUUAUCCUCCACCUUUCUUUGGACCUGAUGACCCUGCACCAUGGUUCAUUUACGCAACACUUGGUCUUGGAAUAACUUUGUCCGUAGUCACUUGCUCGGGUCACAUUGCUGCAGAAACUGCUAAUGGCUGUUGCUUAUAUAUUUACAUGGUUUUUGUCUUCCUACUUCUCAUGAUGGAAGUAGCUGUGACGGUAGAUGUAUUCCUUAACAGAAACUGGGAAGAGGACUUCCCUGAGGACACGACCGGGAACUUCGAUGAGCUCAAACACUUUGUGAAAGAUAACUUUGACAUCUGUAAAUGGAUUGGCUUGUCAGUAGUGACUGUGCAGGGGCUAACUAUAUUAUUGGCAAUGAUCCUCAAAGCUCUAGGACCACAUCAGGAAAGGUAUUAUUAUGAGAGCGAUGAUGACUAUAUUCCCGACAGAGUCCCACUAUUGAAGAAUUAUGUUCCUACACCUUCUUAUGUUGUUGGCGACCCCAUGUAUGGACCUAAGAAUGAUGCUUGGAAUAUCAGAAUUAACAGCAAGGUAGGCAGAUGAGCUCCAAGUUCAGUUGUUCAAUCAGCAAGAACUAAAUUUGCGAUACAAUUGUUUGCAUUGUGCAAAAUGUGUGUAAAUUUGAAGGUGGAAUUAGCAUGCUUCCGACCUUUGGUAGAAUUCAUUUAAACAUGUGCAGUGCUUGUAUAUUCCGAUUCCAUAUACUCUUAACCUUGUUGGACAAUGUGAAAAUUUA